AUGAAAACAUUUUGCCUGCAUCUUUUCCGCAAGUCUUCGACUAGCUCGUCAAACUCCUCAGGUUCCGAGAAGGGCCAGACUGCCUUCACUUCCAACCUCGAUCUGCUCGGUGAUGAAGGAGCCAAUGUUCAGAAUGAUCUCUGGCAAUUGACGGUGAACGAAAGACUGAAUAAUGCAAGCAAUUGGGCUGAUCCGUCGUUCUAUACUACACUUGCUCACGCCACAUGCGAAAGCUCUUUGCAAGAUCUGAGAGACAGGUAUACUGCGAAUGGCCAGGUUAAACGGAUUCCCGCGAUUGCCAAAAUACUGAAUGGGAUUUCGCCUUUUGUUCAAGGAGUCACGUCCAUGACGCAGGGCUCUGCCACGGCGUCACUUAUUUGGGGUAGCGUUCAAUUGGUAAUGCAGUGCCUUCUGCUUUUCACUAAUCUCUUCUCGAACAUCAUGGAAAUGCUCUCCACCCUAUCCGAUGAUCUUCCCCGGUUCAGAGCAUUCAAUGAAGUCCUUCAUACCCCGAGACUCAAUGAAGCUUUACGACAAGUUUACAGGGUCUAUGUUGACUUCUGUUUUGCGAUCAUCAAACUGUUACGAUCCAAGAAAAGAUACGUCAUAAUUCAGAUGGAGUGGUCUUCUGUUGUGAAGGAAUUUCGGGCAUCCCAAGCUGCACUCAACGCAUCUCGGAAUUAUUUCAAUGAUGAGGUCCGUCUUGCAGAUGUGCAAGAGCAAGAAAAAAGACAUCAGGACCUGGUAGUCCGUAUUGAGAGCCUGUCCUCUCUCGUCACCGACAGAACAGUCAAGACUGUCAGCACUUUGACCUUACAAAGAAACCACCGAUUCACAGGAAGAAGGUCGGAGCUUCUUCAGUUACACAACAGUCUUCAGGUGAAUCGCGACCGAGUCGAUCAGUCCCACUCGCCGUCUCGACGCUCGUGCGUAAUACAUGGCAUAGGAGGGAUUGGCAAAACACAGACGGCGGUUGAGUACGUAUACAUCUACAAGGCAAGCUAUUCACACAUCUUCUGGAUGCACUCGGAAUCAAAUGCGACUCUGCUAGAGUCCUUCAUGUCCGCCAUGCGAAAACUAGAAAUGUACGACCAGUCACUUCAAGUCGAAAGAAUGAUUGAGAAAGGGAUCGAUUGGCUUCAGCACUCUGGGACGAAGUGGCUUCUGGUGUUUGACAACGCCGAAACUUUCUCGACUCUGCGAAGAUUUUGGCCUCCCGGAGAUCACAAUGGCGCAAUACUUGUGACUUCUCAGAAUCCGGACUUCGCCAACAUUUGCGAUGACAGCAUUCACCUGCAGCCAAUGGAGCCAGAAGAAGGUCGAGAACUUAUCCAAAGGUACUUGCGUCGCGGUCAAUCAGAAAAGGAGGCUGCCGAGAAGUUGUCAGCGCAACUUGGAGGGCUGCCAUUGGCAAUUGCGCAUUUUGCUGGUUAUGUCACUCGAUCACAAUGCCUUAUUGACGACAUGAACGCUUGCCUGCGGCAACGAUUCAAGUCUAGUCAGGUGUGGACGGUGACAGACACGUCGUGCCUUACUGAGUAUGAGCACACCCUGGCCACUGUGUGGGAUCUCGCUUGGAGACGUCUUGGACCCGAUGCUAUAGAGCUUGUCGAGUUUCUGGCUUUCCUGGAUGCUGAUGCAGCUCCUGAGAGCAUGUUCGUUGGACCGGCAGAACACGAAACCAAUGGAUCCCAAUGGCAAUUCUGGGAUCGACAUAGUGUUUUAUUCUCCAGGUUCAACGAAGCUAUACGGUCCCUUCGCGAGCGUCAUCUCGUCGAGCGCGACACCAACCACAACGGCAUUGUUUGCUUGCGAACGCACCGAGCUCUCAAGCGGCACAUUCUCCACCAUCUUGAUACCGAUAUUUCGAAGAGACAGAUGAUGUUUGAUAUGGCGGUUGAAAUGGUUCGUCGCGUAUUCCCGGUGCCGAGCGUCGCCAAACGAGGUGACUCAAGCAUCUGGGAACUGUGCGAUAGAUAUGUUGCCCAGGUCAUCAGCCUCAACGAUGUAUUUGUGCAGUCAUCCCCUAGGGUUGGUGGCAAUGCUCAGUACGCUGCGCUGAUGAGGGAUGCAGGGUACUACCUAAUGAACAACGGGGAGCAGGUAGAUGCAAUCAGCAUUCUGGAGAGCGCAGAAUCAGUGUGCAAUGACUUAAUUCGCCAGGGGGUCGAGGAAGCGAGAAUUACCAAAGCCGAUGCAAUCGGUACCCUCGGUAUAUACUGCAACUAUAUGGGUGUUCAAGGGAGAGAAAAGUCUAGACGAUUGGCCUUGGAGGCCAUCAACUUACGGGGCAAGAGGUUAGCCGACAUCCCAGAGAAUAGAUGGACUCACCUAGACCACACCAACCGCGGGCGUAGUUACGUCGAUAUGUGUAUAUCGUCUACUAUGCUGAACCAUAUGGACGACGCCAGGAAAUACGUCGACCUAGCGGUGCAUCAUUAUCAUCAGGCCGGCGGUGAGCAAGGACUCCCAGCUCGAACAGGCUACGCAACAGCAUUUCAAGUCCUCCUAUCAAAUACAACCAAGAACAGCGCUCAGCUGCUAGAGAAGGCGGAGCAUGCGCUCAAGGUUGUCGUUGGUGCAGUUGGCGAGGGCAACUUCAUGGCUCAUUCCACCAAACAACUAGUGGCCAUGUUCUAUUUCAGAUGUGGCGCUAUAGAGACCUCGCUGAGGAUGCAUCAAGAAAUACUUGAGCCUCGAAUCAAAUUCAAAGGAAAGUCCAACUCCGAUACCUUGACCAGCCGAUACUAUGUCGCUGUUUGUAGUCAGCACACUGGCGAUCUGGAACUUGCAGAGGUGAAUCUGAGAGCAAUAUUGAAAGAUGGGAUUAUAGAUGUGAAGUGGCGAGAAGAAGAUCUUGCUAGAGCGACACUGCGACUAGCACUUGUCUUGCUUGGACAGAGUAGACGUCAGGAGUCGAAGAAGUUGAGGGAUAAGGCUUUAGCGCUAUUAGAGAAGAGUAAAGAGAAUGUUCUCGCUGGGAACGAACAAGCAUCCGACCAGGAGUUGAUGGAGCAGAUUGACUCGGUAGUAUGUUUGUAUAACGGGCGAACGACGGGGUUCUGGAGUGAUGGAGAGCAUUGGUGA
Molecule: messenger RNA, 3087 nt
Organism: Trematosphaeria pertusa
Lineage: Eukaryota; Fungi; Ascomycota; Dothideomycetes; Pleosporales; Trematosphaeriaceae
Exons: 6
Coding region: 1-3087 (1028 amino acids)
Molecular function (GO): ADP binding; protein binding
Source: RefSeq, a predicted model, not a curated record